Messenger RNA from Anopheles bellator, 2764 nucleotides. It is a transcript of the gene vari, whose product is annotated as protein PALS2. The record is from RefSeq and is a predicted model, not a curated record. Gene Ontology annotation, molecular function: protein binding. Lineage: Eukaryota; Metazoa; Arthropoda; Insecta; Diptera; Culicidae. The transcript is spliced from 8 exons. Bases 3 to 1907 code for a protein of 634 amino acids. Gene Ontology annotation, cellular component: plasma membrane; cell-cell junction.
CGAUGCACUACGAUAGCGCCAAGCAAAUCGACAACGCGGCCUUUCAACACGUCCGGGACAAUCUGACCGAGCGCAAUGGGCGCUCGGAGGCGAACGAAACGGACCUCGUGUUUCUGCAGGGCAUCCUGGCGAAUCCUGCCGUCACCCAGCUGAUCAAGAUCCAGGACAAGCUCGAGGAAGCUCCAGCGGCGCUACGACCAGCACGGGUGGAGAACGCACCGUUACUGAAGGAGGUGAUCGAUCGGUGCAGUCUGUCGAGGAACCCGCACGCGCGCGAACUAGCCCGCAUCUUCCGGUAUCCCCAUUUUCGCGCCCUCCUCGAGGCCCACGACGAGAUUGGCGAGACGCUGCUGCAGAACCCAGCCCAGAGCACACCGUCGCCAUCGCCAUCGUCGACGGCAGCAGCUCAGGUCGCUGGGCAGCUCAGUAGCAGCAACGGUAACGGUGGUGGUAGUGAGCUAGUGGACGGUGCCACCUCCGCGGAGCUCCUGGUCGGCGGCGAGAUGCCCGGCGAGACGAUCAAGAUGGUCGGGAUCCGGCGGAACCCGGACGAACCGCUCGGGCUGACGGUGGAGGUGGACGAACACGAGCAGCUCGUCGUGGCCCGGAUCAUCGCCGGCGGCAUGAUCGACCGGCAGGGGCUGCUGCACCCGGGUGACGUCAUCCUGGAGGUGAACGGGGUGCCGGUGACCACGCCCGAGGAGCUGCAGGGCGAGAUCUCGCAGGCGAAGGAGUCGGUCACGCUCAAGAUCGGGCCCAGCCUCGAGGAGGAGAUGAAAUCCGCCCGGCUCACGAUGGCCGGUGGACAGGUAAAGAAUGGACGGAACUUAGACACGGGCAAGAAGCUGACGUGCUACAUGCGCGCCCUGUUCGACUACGACCCCAACGAGGACAACCUGUUGCCGUGCAAGGAGAUUGGCCUCUCGUUCCUGCGCGGUGACAUCCUGCAGAUCAUCAACGUGAAGGACCCGAACUGGUGGCAGGCGAAGCACGCCGGCGAGGACGGCCCGACGGGGCUGAUCCCGUCCCAGGAGCUGGAGGAACGCCGCCAGGCGUACGUGCCACCGGAGGCCGACUUCGUGCACAAGAUCGGUAUCUGUGGUACCCGGAUUUCAAAGAAGAAGCGGAAGAUCCUGUACAAAACCAAACAGAACAGCGAGUUCGACAAAGCGGACCUGAUGCUGUACGAGGAAGUUACCAAAAUGCCCCCGUUCAAACGGAAGACCCUGGUGCUGGUCGGGGUGGCCGGUGUCGGACGUCGCACGCUGAAGAACCGCCUGAUCAACAGCGAUUUGGACAAGUUCGGCUCCGUGUUGCCCCACACUUCACGCCAGCCGCGGCCCCUGGAGGAGUCGGGAAAGGCGUACUGGUUCUCGGAUCGCGAAGAAAUGGAGCAGGAGAUUCGGGAGAACAAGUUUCUGGAGUUCGGCGAGCACAACGGUAACCUGUACGGUACGCAUCUCGAUUCGAUUCGGGAUGUCAUACGGCAAGGCAAAAUGUGCGUUCUGGACUGUUCCCCAGCGGCGCUGAAAACCUUGCACAACAGUCCGGAGUUUAUGCCGUUCGUGGUGUUCAUCGCAGCGCCGGGCAUGGAGCAGUUGAAGUUGCUGUACUCCGAGCGCAGAUCUGCCAGCGGAUCGACGAGGAACUUACACUUUGAUCGGCAAAGCUCGAUCCGCUAUAGUUCGCGCCGUGCAAAGACACUGGAGUCGCUAGCAUCGUUGUACGAGGACGAUGAUCUGAUUUCGGCGGUAGAGGAAAGUGCGCUGCUGCAGCGAAAGUACGACAAGUACUUGGACAUGGUCAUUGUGAACGAGGAUUUCGACGACACAUUCCGACAAGUGACGGAAGCACUGGAGCAGCUGUCACACGAGCAUCAGUGGGUCCCGGUGAACUGGAUUUACUAGCGACCCCCGUAUGACCCGCACAAACCCUCACAAACCAUCAAGCAGGAGGGUCCCCGGUCUAUCCUACUCGUAACAGGAAUAUAAUUCGUAUGUGUUCACAUCGUUCGACGCGCGAACCGAUCGGUAAUAGUGCAAAUAGCCAUAAACGGAUGCAUUCAUCAUGCUUAACAAAUCAAUAGAAACGGUAUUCUUCGCGCCACUCGCCUCCCGGACCGUGGACGCACAUUGCCUUUGUGAACUGACUCUCUAUACACUCCAGUUGCCUUACGGAACGGAACCGGACACCGAACCGGUGAAGCGAACGCAUCUUAACGCCGCUCUUUUAGCCACCUGCUGCUCUGAAUAAUCGACCUCCGCGUGGAGGCCUCGCAAGUACGCAAUCAACCCGAACUCGAAUGCACAUGUCUAGCGACAAGCUAUUUUAACUGAAUGCCUUCGACGUUAGUAUUACCCCUUUAGCGUGUAAGAUCAGUCAAUUUCGUCCAUUUUAUUUCGUCCGUUAGUUUACCUUCCGCCCGUACGUGGGUCGGAAGUGAAUUUCGCUUUUAAAUCGCCGCAUCGUGCGUGCAGUAGCUGCAAUCGUAUCUGUUAGAAAAUAGAAGCAAAGUAAUGUAUCUCCGAGGCGAAGGUGGUAGACUUUAAUCGUUCAUCUCAUAAGUCACACUAGAUUCAAUUUUUCGCAUAUUCUCUUGGAAAAGAUGCCGGCCGCCGGGCGGAAUCGAUCGCGCAAGCGUUAACCGUAGGAAGUAUACUUUGCUCUAGCCGUAAGCCACGCGGAUCGAUGGUUCAAACGAUUGUUUAUGGUAAUUUGUUGUAGCAUCUCAUUGGAUUUUAUAUGUUAUGCGAAUAAAGAUCUG